This is a messenger RNA of Symbiodinium pilosum, 1619 nucleotides long. NCBI's taxonomy places the organism in Eukaryota, Dinophyceae, Suessiales, Symbiodiniaceae. The record is from the annotation of a GenBank genome assembly.
GUCCAAGAUUCCUAUGAAAGAUGCGACAUAUGCCUUCCAGCGCGAUGUCUACGCCGACUUGGAGUUUACCAACGAUGUCGGCUACUUGCCGGACGGAACCCCGCUUAACAAAGCGGGCAACGCUAUCAACCACCCGGAGACGAUUGCCGCGGACAAGCACAUCGCUGGAUCCCCACUUCCUCGCGCGAAGUUUGUGAAUUCCGUUGGGUACCUCCCCGAUGGAACGCCGCUCAAUGCGGCUGGCAAUGCCAUCAACCACCCUGAGACCAUGCAGCCGGACCCUCAUGUUGCUGGCUCUCCCUUGCCGCCUUCCUCCUACCUCGCGGACAUUGGCUACCUGGCUGACGGCACGCCCCUGGCCACUGCGGGUAACAACUCCGUGAAGGGCGCUCCGGCAACACCACCACCUGCAGCUGCGGCUGCUUUCGUGGGCUCGAGCGUUCCUUCCCCACCGCCCAUGGCCGCGUCCGCUCCGCCACCGACGGCAGCACCAACCAGCCAAGGAACAGCCAUGUAUGGCCGCAAGUUUGAGUACAGCUUCCAGAAGGAUGCCUACGCGGAGCUGGAGUUCUGCAACGAUGUGGGUUACCUGCCAGACGGCACUCCGCUGAACCGCGCAGGAAAUGCCAUCAACCACCCGGAGAACAUUGGCCCUGACCGCCAUGCUCCAGGAUCUCCAUUGCCCCGUGCCAACUUCGUAAAUGCGGUUGGCUACCUUCCGGACGGCACGCCCCUGAACCGUGCGGGCAAUGCAAUCAAUCAUCCUGAGAGCAUCCAGCCUGACAUGCACACCCCGGGCUCACCUUUGCCAGCCUCCGUUUACGCCGCCGAUAUCGGCUACUUGGUGGAUGGAACCCCGUUGGACACUGCCGGCAACAACUCCGUAAAGGGUGCUCCAGCAACACCACCACCUGCAGCUGCGGCUGCUUUCGUUGGCUCGAGCGUUCCCUCUCCUCCACCCAUGGCUGCAACCCCUUCCCCACCUGCUGCAGCCCCUGCGGCCCAGGGUACGGCCAUGCAUGGCCGUAAGGGUGAUUACAGCUUCCAGAAGGACGCCUAUGCCGAUCAGGCGUUCUCCAAUGACGUGGGCUACUUGCCGGAUGGCACUCCGCUGAACCGAGCGGGGAAUGCCAUCAACCACCCAGAGAGCAUCGGACCGGACAGCCAUGCUCCAGGAUCUCCGUUGCCACGUGCUAACUUUGUGAACUCCAUCGGCUACCUUCCGGAUGGAACGCCCCUGAACCGCGCUGGCAAUGCCAUCAACCAUCCGGAGAGCAUUCAACCCGACAUGCACACUCCGGGUUCGCCUCUGCCAACCUCCGUGUAUGCAGCUGAUGUGGGAUACCUCGUGGACGGCACACCUCUCGAAUACGCCGGAAACAAUUCUGUGAAGAUGGCUCCGCCCGCCGGUGCUGCCCCAACGCCGGCUGCAGCCCCUGCUGCAACUCCAAGCCAACCUGUGGUCGCCGCAGCUUUCGUGGGCUCCUCGGCAACAACGACGAAGAAUGUGAGGCACAGUGUGGGAUUCGCCUACACUUUCCAGCGAGACGCCUUUGCGGACUUGGAGUUCAGCAAUGACAUUGGCUACCUCCCCGACGGAACGCCAAUCAACCGCGCUG